AUGCGGUCACUUUCUGCAGCCAUUGUGCUGCCCCUGGUGCUCCUUGGUCAGCUUUCCCAGGCACAGAUAGAGGUCAUCACCAGCACCGAACUCUCCUGUACGACCGAGUCUGUCAAUCUGUUCAUCAAUCCGUCCUUCGAGACGGGCUCAACCAGUCCGUGGAAUAGGUUGACGGGUGCCAUCUCGGUCAUUAGAGAUGACUCGGACGACGGGCAGUAUGCGGCUCAGGUCAGCUGGACUGGAGGCGCGAACUACGCCAUGUCGCAGACGGUGACGGGGCUCCAAGUGGGCACGACCUAUAGCUUCUCGUAUGACUACAAAAUCAGCCAGUCGACCGGACCUCAGGGGUCGACUACUUGUAUAUUUUACGCUGCGCACGAUACCACUAUCGUCCUGACACGGGCAACUACGCCAUAUUCGCCAACAGUGGCUCCCACCUGGCAGACCCUGUCAGCAACAUUCACUGCCACCUCGACCUCACACACGUUUACCAUGUGGGCCUUCUGUAAUCUCUACAACAUCUACCGUACGAAUGUCGACUUUGACAACGCCAAGCUGCUGGGUCCUGCGCAGGAGACCUGCUCGACUGUGACGGUGAGCUCGACAGUCACACUCACGCCCAGCUCGACGCCGGUCCUUACUCCAACUGCUUCCAGCAGUGCUGUGAUCACGCCGUCGCCCUCGAGUGAGGCCAUGCUUCCAUCGUCCUCGGUGGUUCAGUCCAGCUCAGUGAUCGCUUCACCGUCUGGACCGGUGCAGACUGCAAGUGCAACGCUUUCAACCUCACCGACGGGCAGCGUGCCAGCGUCCUCCGUCUUUUCGGUGCCUGCGGCUUCUUCGCCUGUAGUCUCUUCUCCUGUGGUUUCCUCUCCGGUGGCUUCUGCGACCUCGUCGGCUUCUCUGAUCACUUCCUCUGCGGUCGUCCCGUCUCGCUCGGCCGUUCUUUUGCCUUCGCCUGGAAGCUCUUCUCCAGUGUUGUCAUUCUCUAUCAUCCCAGUCUCAGUACCCACCUCAACCCCAUCGUCCUCUGUUCCCCAAUCGAGCAGCGCCACACCGAGUUCUUUCAGUCCUGGGCCAGCAUCGCCGUCAUCGUCGCCUGAUCCGUCCGCCAGAUUUUCCUCGUCCGUUCCUGCUGUGACACCCCCAAGUUCUUCCAUGGUGUUAGGGCCCACCUCCUCAGGCUCACCAAGUGACCGCCUCUCCUCCAUUCCCGCUGUGACAUCGCUGGGCUCCUCUGUGCUCUCCGCCCUAAGUUCACACUCGUCGAGCAUUGCUCAGAUUCUGCCCUCGUCCAGCGCUGCAUCCUCUCAAGUCCCAUUGUCCAGUGGGCUCCUAACCCCAUCGAAUCUCUUAUCCACACGCAGUAUCGACCCAGGAUCGUCUACCGGUGCAUCCGGGCAGUCGUCUGCAAGUCCUACGUCCGCGCCACAGUUCAUCACAUCGACUAUCCUGACGACCCGGACUGCUACAGUGACCGCAUGCCCAUCCUCUACCCCCGACUGCCCUGCGUCAGCCAGGAGUACCUUUCUGACCACUGAGACUAUUGUCAUUGCAACGACGAUCUGUCCAGUUACCGAGGCCACCACGUCUGUCACCCCUACGACUGAUAUAUCUACCACCUCUACUAUCUUCACCACCCGCACUGCUACCGUUACCGCAUGUCCAUCCAGUGUGACAGACUGUCCCGCGUCCCAUAAGAGCACAUAUACCACCACGGAAACAGUGUUGGUCUCCACCACCAUUUGUCCAGUUACCGCUACCGAGCGACCUACAAUCACCGGAGUCCCUGGAUCCGUCGCAACUACUGGCUCACACGCCCAGCCAGAAGGGAAUUCCGUCGAUGUGAUUACCUCUACCGUCUUGACCACCCGCACUGCCACUAUCACAGCUUGCCCGUUAACAGUCGUCCAGUGUCCCGCCAAGAGCACAUUCGUCACUACGGAAACUCUAGUAGCGUCUACCGUUGUGCUCACAGUCGAGAGGACAGCAGCUCCUACCGCUGUCUCCACGAUCUUUGCGCCUGGCUCUACCAAUGAGCAAGAUACCGGCGGUGGCUCAAGCACGGGCUCCGCCUCCAGCUUUGAUAUUGUUGAUGAAGCACAAUCCGGCUUCGGUACUGGGGCUAGUGCACACAAAACUGCGCCCUACAACACCGCGGGCUUUGCAUCGUCCGGUGCAAAAGAUGUCGCCGCUUUGGGGGUUCAUGGUGAUGUCUCGAAGUACAACCAGACGUUGCCUGCAAGCACUCCAACAAGCCUUCAGACAUCGACUGCAUCCAGAAUCCUACCCGUGCCCUCUAGUCUGACUUUGACCGCUGGCUCCAGCUCCGUGAAUCUCUCUACGUCUUCUCAAGCAAGUGGUUCCCUCACCGGGACAGGUACCGUUGCAUCAGCACUCUUUACUGGCUCUGCAUCGCCUGCAGCGGCAACAGGAUCUUCGUUUGCUCUGCUGUUCAUAGCAAUUGCCAUCCUGAUUCCUUUCUUUUUCAGUUUGAUAUAA
This is a messenger RNA of Aspergillus lentulus, 2499 nucleotides long. RefSeq lists its product as uncharacterized. Lineage: Eukaryota; Fungi; Ascomycota; Eurotiomycetes; Eurotiales; Aspergillaceae. The record is from RefSeq and is a predicted model, not a curated record. Gene Ontology annotation, molecular function: hydrolase activity, acting on glycosyl bonds.